Gavia stellata (red-throated loon) is the source of this 3117-nucleotide messenger RNA. RefSeq names its product potassium calcium-activated channel subfamily U member 1 (gene KCNU1). Lineage: Eukaryota; Metazoa; Chordata; Aves; Gaviiformes; Gaviidae. Gene Ontology annotation, biological process: reproductive process; potassium ion transport. Gene Ontology annotation, cellular component: membrane. The record is from RefSeq and is a predicted model, not a curated record.
AUGAGUAUUCUGGGAGUUGGCUUUUAUUAUACCAUCUUUGUUUUCUUGGGAGGCCUGUUUACCAUACUAGCUUUGAGGUUUGCUAGGUAUGCUUAUGGAUUCAGCACAGAGAAGAUCUGGAUGAAAAAGGUAAGGGACAAAGAUGUCUGGUGGCCACACAAAAAGAAACAAACAAAGUUGGUCUACUGGAUAAGAGUCUUCUCUACGCAGGUAGAAAUGAUGCUGUCAGCUCAAACAUCUGUGGGGUAUGUACUGGAAUUCAAGAUCUCCUUUCCAGACAGCAACCUUUAUGUAGAUAGAGGCUUCAACACUUUCUUCCUCCUUUACUUUGGAUUACGGUUUGUGGCAGCAGAUGACAAACUGAGGUUCUGGCUUGAGCUGAAUUCUCUUGCGGAAUUCUUCACAAUCCCUCCAGUUUUUGUUUCCUAUUAUUUAAAGAGGAAUUGGCUUGGUUUGUGUUUUUUGAGAGCACUUACGUUGUUAGAACUUCCGUGAAUACUAUGGUUCCUCAGGAUCAUGAAGAACAAUUAUUCAGUCGAGUUCUUUGCUAUAUUUAUCAGCACCUGGCUCACAGCUGCAGGAUUUAUUCACCUGGUAGAAAACAAUGGAGAUCCUUGGGUUCAGCCUGCAAAUUCCCAGCCCCUCAGCUAUUUCAAAUGCCUGUACCUAGUGAUAAUGACGUCCACUGUUGGUUAUGGUGGUGAUGUGGUUCAAACAACGUUGGGUCGAACUGUCAUUAUUUUCUUCAUUAUUGGUGGUUUGGUACUAUUUGCAAACUUCAUCCCUGAAAUUGUGGAAAUUGUUGAAAGCCACAAAAAUUACAAAUCCUCUUAUGAAGUGGUGAGUGGGAAAAACUAUACUGUUGUCUGUGGUAAUAUCACUCUGGAGAGUGUUACUACAUUCCUACAAGACUUUUUGCUUCAGGACAAGUGAAAUGUUUGCACAGAAAUCCUUUUUGUGGGAGAGUCUCUUCCUAGUCUGGAGCUGGAAGCUGUGUUCAAAUGCUGUUCAGCCUAGAUGACUUUCUUUUAUGGCUCUGCACUGAACUCUGAAUAUCUGAAGAGAGUUGGGAUGGAAUCUACAAAUGCUUGUCUCAUUCUAGCAGAUGUUCACUCUCCACAACCUUAUGCUGAAGAUACUUCCAAUAUCAUGAGCGUGCUGUCUAUCAAGAAUCACUACCCAAACAUGAGAGUAGAUUUGCAGGAAAUUUAGUCUCGUAACAAGGUAUACCUGCCGAACAUCCCCAACUGGGACUAGAGGACAAGAGACAGCAUCAUCUGUUUUGGUGAACUGAAGCUAGGCUUCGUAGCAUAAAGCUGCCUUGUUCCUGGUUUGUCUACUCUCUUAACCAGUUUGUUCAUUGUGAAAGAGGAUACUGAGACAAAGAGAAAAUACUUGAAGGACAAAAUGCUUCUGAAAGAUGAAGACUACAAAGUAAUGACUUUUCAGCUCUCCAAUGAUUUUGCAGACCUGACUUUUACAGAGGUUUGUUGGUUGUGCUUUGUAAAACUGAACCUUGUCCUCUUGGGAACUGAACUCAAAUUUGGCAGUUAAGGGGAGAUUGACACAGAAGAGAUACCGCUUCUGAAAGCGGGACCUCUAGAUGUUGCUACAACAUCUGUAGUAAAGCUUCAUCGGAAUACAAUGGGCUUUUUUAUUGCUCAUUCCCUGGCGGAAGUCAAAAGGGCACAGUUCUAUUGUAAAGCCUGUCACAGUGAUAUACAGGAUCCAGAACAGAUUAAAACAUGUCAAUGUAAAACCAAGCCCCAUUACAAAACAUUUUCAGAGAAACUGAAAUUCUGUAGAGAAUUGCAUAUUUCAGAUGGAGAGCCUGCAAAGUCAAAGUCCCUUAGUGUUCUUCCACCUUGGAGUUUUGUUAAUAGAGCCAACACGGAUAACUAUGCACCCACAGCACAGUCAAUUUGUGACCCAGAUAACCUGCUAAUGGCUAUAGUGAGUGACUGUAGCUCAAUCAGAGACUAUUUCUGUCUCUCCGUCAGGGUUUUUGAUGGCCAAGGAGAGGAGAACAGCAGAGUCAUCCUAGAUUCAACAGGAAUGUUCCACUGAUGUGAUGCUGUUCCACUGCAGGAGGCUCUUCUGAGUUGCAAGGACCAAACAGCACUGAACGUGCAGGAUCACAUUUUGGUCUGCGUCUUUGGCGAUGCAAACUCACCGCUGAUUGGGCUGCAGGACUUCGUGAUGCCCUUAAGAGUUAGUAACUUCAUUUACCAUGAGUUGAAAGACAUUGUUUUUCUUGGGUCUUUGGAAUAUCUGCAAAGAGAAUGUAAAUGUAUUCAGAACUUCCCAAAGCUGUGGUUGUUCUCAAUAAGUGAUCUCUCCUGUGCAGAUCUGAGGGCAGUUAAUGUCCAGGAUUGCGCUGCAUGCGCCAUUCUGUCUUCCAACACCACUGCUUCAAGCAGUCCUUCUCUGGUGGACACAGAAAGCAUCCUAGCCACUCUGAACAUCCGAUCCAUGCAGGGUAAGUCCAGCUCAGCCCCACUAGAUGCUGUUUUCAGAGCAAGAGCAUUGGGGAAUCAAUCACAGCCAUGUUAUAAAAGGAUCCCCAUCACUACAGAGCUGAGAUUUUGUAGUCUCACCAAAUUCAUUAAUCAGGUUCCCAGUGGUAAUUCUGAGAUUCCAGAGCAAGAUCAGCUUUUCACCAGGUGCCCUGCAGGAGCUAUCUUCUCAGAUAGCUUCUUGAAUUCUCUUUUGUCUGUGGCGUACUACAACCAUCGCAUCUUGGCUCUGCUGCAGAUUUUGGUGACAAGCGGGACAAGCCCAGCACUGGGGGAACAGCUGUUGGAGAGCAGCAGGCUGCGCAGCAGUCCCAACAACAUGACGCACAAUGCCUCCCAUGUCAGAUGCAAACUAGCACUCCUGCCACUGUCCAAGAGGUUGUUAACAGGUGUCAUGGAGAACUCCUUUGGAGACAUUUACUGCAGAGCUUUAAACUUGUUUGGGAUACUCUGAUUUGAGCUCUACCACCUGAUGGAAGAGCCAAAUCCAUACAAGAAUAGGUUUGUGAUUGCUUGGCCUGCCAGUGGUUUGGAGAUGCUGUCUACGGAUCUGCUGUUCUGUGUUGUUCCAUUCAACAUUGCAACAACUGAGGACCUGUGA